CUGUGAUUACUUGUGGAUUUAAACAGGAUUAAUGGAGGAAGGGUCAUCAACGUAGCUGAUUUUGGACUGACAGAGGACAUGUACAACACUAACUACAUUCGUCGAAGAAAAAAGAGUGAGACAGAAGAGAAAGUCCCCAUCAGGUGGAUGGCUCCUGACAGUAUUGAAACUGCAUCUACACCGAGGCUUCUGAUGUGUGGUCCUAUGCAGUGACAAUGUGGGAGAUAUUCACUGUGGGAGGGUCCCAUACGCUGGAAUACAUGCCAUGUGCCUUCUGACUGAACUAAAGAGAGAGAGAGACUGGAGAAAACCUGACAACAAGGCCUGCCAUGAUGACAUAUUCAAUGUCAUGGUCUCCUGCUGGAAACUGGAAGCUGGUGAACGUCCAAAGUUCUCUGAUUUGGUAGUCACAGUGAAUGACCUCCUGGAACAAUAUGGUGGCUACCUGGAGCUCUCUCGGUUCCCAACUCUUACAGUGGCUACUACAACAUCCCCACUUCCAUCUCCUGCUGAUCAUCCUCAGAUUGAGCUGGCAGAGUUGGCACUUUCUGAACCAGACAUGGAAAAUGACUUACGAGUGUGAAGUAAUUGCUCUGACUGUCGGUUUGAUAGACUCAUUUGACUUACGAUUAAACCCUGUAUAUAGUUCCCAUGGUGUAUAUACUAC
Geodia barretti is the source of this 667-nucleotide messenger RNA. The record is from the annotation of a GenBank genome assembly. NCBI's taxonomy places the organism in Eukaryota, Metazoa, Porifera, Demospongiae, Tetractinellida, Geodiidae.